GGGGUUUUCUACCUCGGAAUCUUCUCGAUGCCCGUGACUUUCAACUUUCGCUUUAUAUUUCUCUAAACUCCAGUAGCCUGCUAAUAUUAUGAGAGGAAAUGACCUUCGAAAAUACUAGGAAUCUCUUCACUAAGGACGGUUACGAUCAACUCUCGGAUACAGUGACAACCAGUGAUGCAGAUCUAGAGGAUGAGCAAAAUUCACUCUCGCGAGAGAAGGACUAUAGGCGGAACACAACAAUAUUCUUACCGGAAACUAGGCAGGGAAUUUUAAUAUCCGUAUGGUUAUCCGUCGUAUGCAUUGCGCUGGCUAUAAUCGUGACGAACGUUCUGCGGGAGAAACACAACGCUAAGAUUGAGGAUAUUUGCUUUGAGCAUUCGACAUAUUAUAGCCCCGUAAUUAAAGAUAUCGAUACGACACCACGCCUCGUCACCACCAACGGAAGCCUUAACUGGCCUUCCAUAUACCGACAACCUCCAGGUCCAGAGGUAGACGCAGCAUGGGAUGAGAUAUCGUCUAAUAUGGGCGUGUUUGCGCUCCCGGAAGAAAUCGCUCUAAAGGCCGGACUGCAUAAAGGCGAUGUACGUGUUCCAGCUGGUUAUCAGGGUAGUGGAGAUUACAUAGCGUCUCUGGAGUUAACGCAUCAAUUGCACUGUGUGAACUUUCUUCGCAAAGCCAUCUGGUUCAAUUAUCCACACUACAGAAACAACGGCGACGAAUUCCGUGAUCCGCAACCAGUCCUCGAAAUGCAUCUAUACCACUGCCUUGAAACCCUCCGUCAAUCAAUAAUGUGUCACGCCGACCCCGGUGUAGUAGGUUACAAAUUUGUUCGUGGUCGUGAGCAGAGACCCUAUCCGGAUUUUAAUACGCCGCAUAAAUGUAGAGAUUGGAGGGGGAUGAUUGAUUGGGCAUAUAGACAUAUGGUUCCUGGGCAUCCGGAGGAGGAGGAUUUUGUGCCGGGGAUGGAUGAGAUUGUUUAUGAUGUGGAGCCUUGAUUGUGCCUAUUAGUACUAGUUAGUUGAUGGUAUCACUUUAUGCAAGAACUAAGGAGGAGCGACGUGGCUCUAUUUAUUAAAAGAAGGAAUGAAAGCGAAUUGGUGC
Talaromyces stipitatus ATCC 10500 is the source of this 1101-nucleotide messenger RNA. RefSeq lists its product as uncharacterized. The transcript is spliced from 4 exons. Gene Ontology annotation, biological process: mycotoxin biosynthetic process. Lineage: Eukaryota; Fungi; Ascomycota; Eurotiomycetes; Eurotiales; Trichocomaceae. Bases 99 to 995 code for a protein of 298 amino acids. The record is from RefSeq and is a predicted model, not a curated record.